GACGAGUGGUGGCCGAAGCAGGGGGCAUCAAGGGACGCUCGGGCAGGGACCAUGGCGGACGGCGGUUCGGAGCGGGCUGAUGGGCGCAUCGUCAAGAUGGAGGUGGACUACAGCGCCACGGUGGAUCAGCGACUGCCCGAGUGCGAGAAGCUGGCCAAGGAAGGAAGACUUCAAGAAGUCAUUGAAACCCUUCUCUCUUUGGAAAAACAGACCCGUACUGCUUCUGAUAUGGUGUCUACAUCUCGUAUCUUAGUUGCAGUAGUGAAAAUGUGCUAUGAGGCUAAAGAAUGGGAUUUACUUAAUGAAAAUAUUAUGCUUUUGUCAAAAAGGCGGAGUCAGUUAAAACAAGCUGUUGCCAAAAUGGUUCAACAAUGCUGUACUUAUGUUGAGGAAAUCACUGACCUUCCGAUCAAACUUCGAUUAAUUGAUACUCUGCGAAUGGUUACGGAAGGAAAGAUUUAUGUUGAAAUUGAGCGAGCUCGACUGACUAAAACAUUAGCAACUAUCAAAGAGCAAAAUGGUGACGUCAAAGAGGCAGCUUCCAUUUUACAAGAGUUACAGGUGGAAACCUAUGGGUCAAUGGAAAAGAAAGAGCGAGUGGAGUUUAUUUUGGAGCAAAUGAGGCUCUGCCUAGCUGUGAAGGAUUACAUUCGUACACAGAUCAUCAGCAAGAAGAUUAACACCAAAUUUUUCCAGGAAGAAAAUACAGAGAAAUUAAAGUUGAAGUAUUAUAACUUAAUGAUUCAGUUGGAUCAACAUGAGGGCUCCUAUUUGUCCAUCUGUAAGCAUUACAGAGCAAUAUAUGACACUCCCUGUAUACAGGCAGAGAGUGAAAAGUGGCAGCAGGCUCUGAAAAGUGUUGUCCUCUAUGUUAUCUUGGCUCCUUUUGAUAAUGAACAGUCAGAUUUGGUUCACCGAAUAAGUGGUGACAAGAAGUUAGAAGAAAUUCCUAAAUAUAAGGACCUUUUAAAGCUUUUUACCACAAUGGAGUUGAUGCGUUGGUCUACACUUGUUGAAGACUAUGGAAUGGAAUUAAGAAAAGGUUCUCUGGAAAGUCCUGCAACUGAUGUUUUUGGUUAUACAGAAGAAGGUGAAAAAAGGUGGAAGGACUUGAAGAACAGAGUUGUUGAACAUAACAUUAGGAUAAUGGCCAAGUACUACACGAGGAUCACGAUGCGGAGGAUGGCCCAGCUCCUGGACCUGUCUGUCGAUGAGUCGGAGGCUUUUCUCUCGAAUCUCGUAGUAAACAAGACCAUCUUUGCUAAAGUAGACAGGUUGGCAGGAAUUAUCAACUUCCAGAGACCCAAGGAUCCAAAUAAUUUAUUAAAUGACUGGUCUCAGAAACUGAACUCAUUGAUGUCUCUAGUUAACAAAACUACACACCUCAUAGCCAAAGAGGAGAUGAUACAUAAUCUACAAUAAGGGUCUCGAUGCCCUUAAUGCUUUUAGAAGAGUUAAAAUGGAAGUCAUUAAAAAAAAAAAAAAAAAGACUGUUAUGGUGUAUAUGUUGGGUUUUUUUUUUUCCUAUUCUCAGCUCCUUUGUCUUAAAAUUUAAAAUAUAGUGAAUAUGUUUGAGGCCCCUUUCAACUCCCUGAUUUCAUUGUUAACUUUUCAUUUGCAAUUGGUACAAAAAUAUAAUACAUUUCUAUUGUCUAAGUGCUCAAAAAAUUGUGUCAUAACUUACCCAAAUGUUUUUUUAUCAUUUGGAACCUUUUUAGCUAUUAUUUGUUUUCAUUCAGCUAACAGCCAUAAUUAUAAUAAAAGCAGUAUAUGCACGUUUAUUUUCUAUGGUUACCUGUGUUUCUGAACAUUUUAUGGGAUAGUCAUUUAAGUGUUUUUUUAAAUAAAUUCUGUUGUAAGCCUAUGAA
Molecule: messenger RNA, 1868 nt
Organism: Miniopterus natalensis
Lineage: Eukaryota; Metazoa; Chordata; Mammalia; Chiroptera; Miniopteridae
Gene: PSMD12
Product: proteasome 26S subunit, non-ATPase 12
Cellular component (GO): proteasome regulatory particle, lid subcomplex; cytoplasm
Source: RefSeq, a predicted model, not a curated record